Messenger RNA from Fonsecaea erecta, 1833 nucleotides. RefSeq lists its product as hypothetical. The transcript is spliced from 2 exons. NCBI's taxonomy places the organism in Eukaryota, Fungi, Ascomycota, Eurotiomycetes, Chaetothyriales, Herpotrichiellaceae. Gene Ontology annotation, molecular function: flavin adenine dinucleotide binding; oxidoreductase activity, acting on CH-OH group of donors. Bases 1 to 1833 code for a protein of 610 amino acids. The record is from RefSeq and is a predicted model, not a curated record.
AUGUCUUCAGAAACGUCGGUAUUGUGCUCGGUGGACGAGUUCGUCUCCGUCCCCUUUGACUUCAUCAUUGCAGGUGGAGGCACUGCUGGACUAGUUCUGGCCGCCCGUCUCUCUGAAAAUGAUGCGUUUCGCGUUGGGGUCCUUGAAGCCGGCGCCAACAAGCUGGAUGAUCCACUGGUCAAUGUCCCGACUCUCUACAUGCAGGGGGCGAACAAGCCGGAGUAUGACUGGACCUUGAAGAGUGUCCCUCAGAAACACGCCAACAACCUCGAAUAUUCUUUACCGCGAGGGAAAAUGCUGGGCGGCACCAGUGGUCUCAACCAGAGCCUCUGGAUGAGGGGAACGCGCACCGAUUUCGAUGAGUUGGCGGCUUUUGUCGGCUCAGGCGAGUGGUCUUGGGACGGUCUGCUACCGUAUUUUCGGAAACAUGAGCGGUUGGACGCGCAAGACGCUCCUCUCUAUCCUUCUGAAACCCACGGAACGACCGGUGUGAUCCAUACCAGCACCAAUCGCUCCCAAGUACCCAUCGAGAAGGACCUUCUCGAUACUUGCAGAGAGGUUGCAGGUUUCGAUCCGACCUCCGAGGAUCCGACGACUGGAAAUCGAGACAACUUUUUCAACGCACUGUCGACCGUAGAUCGAACUGAACGUCCCGGCACGCGUAGCUAUGCAGCCUCAGCGUACCUGCUCCCCAACCUCGGACGAGCCAAUCUCAAGAUUCUCACCCGAGCCACCGUGGAUAGCGUCAGAUUUGACGGCUCCACGCAGGAGCCUGCAGCGGAUGGAGUGCAUUUCUGGCAUGGUGGGAAGCGGUACACCGCGACUGCGACGAGGGAGGUCAUCAUCUGCGCCGGGACGUAUAAAACGCCUCAGAUUCUCGAGCUGUCCGGGAUUGGAGAUCCACAAGUCCUGCAGGCGGCAGGGGUCGAGUGUAUUGUCGCGAACAAGCUUGUCGGUGCCAACAUGCAAGACCAUCAUGCCUUUGCUGUUUCAUUCGAGCUGGCCCCCGGAGGCUUCUCCAUCGAUGCCUUCGUCAACCCAGAAGUUGUCAAGCCCUUCAUGGAGCUAUACCAGAAGACUGGGACCGGACCACUGGCGAAUCCUCCCUCGGGUAUGGGAUACAUCAGCUACGGGGCAAGGGUGGCACCCGAGGAACUGCAAGCUACGCUUGACGCCGUGGAAUCGACUCGGGGCAUCGAAACACCCCUCAGCGAAGCGCAACAGCGACGGGUACUCCAAAAGCUGAAGGACCCCAAGGCGGCCGCAAUCCAAUUCCUCUUUAUCCCGGCCUACAUCAACACGGAAAAGGGCCUCGCAGACCAGUCCUAUUUCCUCACACCGCCGGCCAACAGCGACACCAACCACGUCAGCAUCGUCGCGGCGUUCCAGUACCCGCUCAGCCGGGGCAGCGUGCACAUCACGAGCCGCGAUGCGCAAGUCCAACCGGCCAUCGACAACGCGUUCCUCGCCCACCCGGUCGACAUGGCCGUGCUGCGCUCCGCGCUCCCAUUCCUGAACGCCGUCUCCCUGGCCCCGCGGAUCAAGGAGCAACUGCACCCGCGGUACUCGUUCGCGGCCCAGGUCGGGCUGGGAGACAGGGACGCCGAAGAGGCCUGGCUGCGCGGGAAUGUGGGCACCGAGCACCACCCGAUCGGCACCGCGGCCAUGGGCGACGUGGUCGACGCGCAGCUGCGGGUCCUCGGCGUCCAGCGCCUGCGUGUCGUCGAUGCAAGCGUCCUGCCCGUCAACUUCUCGGGAAAUCCCAUGGCCACCAUAUACGCCGUGGCGGAGAAGGCGUCGGAUAUGGUUAAGGCGGCGCAUGUGUUGAAUUGA